UACCUGCAAGUCAAUGGAAGUCUGUUACGGGACAAUAAACAAAUGAAAUAAUAAGAACCAGAAGAAAUUAAUGCAUAAUGGUAGCCAUUGAAUGACAUACUGAUUUUAUUUCUUUUUUUCUUUUUAAAGUGGUAUCUAAAGGACAACUUUUAUGUAGUGUGUACUCUUAAACCCUGUAUCAGAAAAAUCGACCUCCGCAUUUACUUAAGUAUCCUGUUCAAAAUCACUAAUAUCUACACACGUACAAGCCAGGUGCAAGAUAUCCUGAAAGACUCAACAACAUUUCGAUCACUUAUACCAUGGAAUCCGAGAGUAAGCAAGUGACAGGCCAGCUAUUGAUGGCUGUGGGGACAGCUGUAAUUGGCUCCCUGCAGUUUGGCUAUAACACAGGGGUCAUCAACGCUCCUCAGAAGAUCAUUGAGAACUUCUACAAUGAGACAUGGCACAGCAGAUAUUCGGAACACAUUCCCCAAACCUCCCUGACCACAAUGUGGUCCGUCUCCGUAGCCAUCUUUUCUGUGGGAGGAAUGUUUGGCUCCUUCUCUGUAGGCCUGUUUGUCAAUCGACUAGGAAGGAAAAACUCCAUGUUCCUAGCCAACGUGUUGGCCUUCAUUGCAGCUGCCUUCAUGGGUUUCUCUAAGAUGGCAGCUUCCUGGGAGAUGCUGAUCACUGGUCGCUUCAUUGUGGGCCUGUACUCAGGACUAUCUACUGGUUUUGUGCCCAUGUAUGUAGGGGAGAUCUCGCCCACCUCCCUCCGUGGGGCUCUCGGCACCCUACAUCAGCUGGGCAUCGUCAUUGGCAUCCUCAUGGCACAAGUCUUUGGAAUUGAGUCGAUCAUGGGGAACAGUUCGCUGUGGCCCCUCCUGCUGGGUUUCACCUGCAUUCCAGCCGUAGUGCAGUGCUCCCUGCUGCCCUUCUGCCCAGAGAGUCCCCGCUUCCUCCUCAUCAACCGCAAUGAGGAAAACAAGGCCAAGAGUGUUUUGAAAAAACUGCGAGGCACAGAUGAGGUGAGCGCCGACAUGCAUGAGAUGAAAGAAGAGAGUAGACAAAUGAUGAGGGAGAAGAAGGUGACCAUCGCUGAGCUGUUCCGCUCUCCCCUAUACCGCCAGCCCAUCUUCAUUGCAAUCAUGUUGCAGCUCUCCCAGCAGCUGUCUGGCAUCAAUGCUAUUUUCUACUACUCCACCAGGAUUUUUGAGAAGGCUGGGGUGUCUCAGCCAGUCUAUGCCACAAUCGGAGCUGGGAUUGUCAACACGGCCUUCACUGUGGUGUCUCUGUUUGUGGUGGAGCGUGCUGGUAGAAGAUCCCUCCACCUCAUUGGGUUGCUGGGAAUGGCCGGAUCAGCAGUCUUGAUGACCAUCGCCAUGGCAUUGUUGGACCAGUUGAAGUGGAUGUCAUAUGUCAGUAUUGUGGCCAUAUUCAGUUUUGUGGCCUUUUUUGAGAUUGGCCCUGGCCCCAUCCCUUGGUUUAUUGUGGCUGAACUCUUCAGCCAAGGUCCUCGGCCCUCAGCAUUCGCUGUAGCAGGUUUUUCUAACUGGUCUUCAAACUUCCUUGUGGGCAUGUGCUUUCAGUAUGUUGAGCAACUGUGCGGCCCUUAUGUCUUUAUCAUCUUCACUGUGCUGUUACUCGGCUUCUUCGUCUUCACCUUCUUCAAAGUGCCUGAGACUAAAGGACGGACCUUCGACGAGAUCUCAGCUGGCUUUCGCCAGAGUGCAGGACAGGGGGCGGACAAGUAUUCUGCACCUGAGGAGCUCAAUACGCUUGGGGGGGCAGAUUCUGAGCUUUGAAUACCCCAUCUUAUUCAUAUAGUAACUUCACCACACAUACAUACACCAGCAUCUCUAAACACUAAACUGUUCGGCUGCACUGAUGGACCACAACUACUUAUGGUGUGAUAGAUAUUACACUAGGAAUGAUUGAAUGAUUUUAAGUCAAAAGAGGCAUAUGUAAAUAUAUAUUUUAUUAUUACUCACAGUUUAUACUUGAAAGUACUUGAAAGUGUUGGUCUCUUUAAAGGGCUAUUCUACUACUUUUCUAUUAAUAAUAUAUAUUUAUUAUGAUUUCUCAAUGUAAUAACAGGAAAGGUGUUAAUGUCCAAAAGUCAAACUAUUGACAAAUCAUUGUGUUUUAAGAUAAUAAGCCAGGGGAACAAUCUCAAUAAAGUAUCAGUAUAUAAGAGAUGUAUUUUGUGAAUGUUAUGGUUUAUGUUAUUGGAUGUUAUAUUGGGUGACCAUCUUUAUGUGCCCAUAACCCACUCUCUUCUCAAAUGAAAUAGAGAAUUUGCCAGUAUUCAUUUGUUUGUUAUCCAAGGGAUGUUACAAUAUUUCACUGGACACUAAGAAAGGCAUAUUGACUUGAUUUAGUAUGUGAGCGUGCGUGUGUGUCUUCACUUUAUGAUUAGUGGCUUUUCCUUUACUAUUGAACAUAAUUGCAUACUCUAAAUAACAUAAAAGGAAGUAACUGUAAAUAUACUCUCAGCCUAACAGUUAGUGUAAUAUUUACAAACAUGGCAGAACAUUCAUUAGCGUCUAACAGCGUCUAACACAAUGCGAUCUAGUGAGGUACUGAACAAGAACAUAUUGAGAAGACAAAUCUGUGUGUAUUAGAUAUGAGUGAUACUUUUUUGCAAAUAUAAUGUGCCAAGACAUGCUGCUGUCAUGACAAUUCUGUGUCAUGAGACAUCGUGUGAUAGUUGGGUUUUUGGAUCAAUAAAUCGAAGCUGCAC
Messenger RNA from Hypomesus transpacificus, 2722 nucleotides. Its product is annotated as solute carrier family 2, facilitated glucose transporter member 1-like. The transcript has 10 exons. Gene Ontology annotation, cellular component: basolateral plasma membrane; apical plasma membrane. Gene Ontology annotation, molecular function: hexose transmembrane transporter activity. Gene Ontology annotation, biological process: response to insulin; monosaccharide transmembrane transport. Bases 300 to 1784 code for a protein of 494 amino acids. Lineage: Eukaryota; Metazoa; Chordata; Actinopteri; Osmeriformes; Osmeridae. The record is from RefSeq and is a predicted model, not a curated record.